Messenger RNA from Talaromyces proteolyticus, 2250 nucleotides. Its product is annotated as kinesin family protein. Gene Ontology annotation, cellular component: nucleus; kinesin complex; microtubule. NCBI's taxonomy places the organism in Eukaryota, Fungi, Ascomycota, Eurotiomycetes, Eurotiales, Trichocomaceae. The transcript has 7 exons. Gene Ontology annotation, biological process: microtubule-based movement. The record is from RefSeq and is a predicted model, not a curated record. Gene Ontology annotation, molecular function: ATP hydrolysis activity; ATP binding; microtubule motor activity. Bases 1 to 2250 code for a protein of 749 amino acids.
AUGAAUCCUCCGCCAAAACCGGCGUCAAGCCAGACCUCGCUGUUUCAGGUCUAUCUCAGACUCCGACCGCCUAUCACCAAAGAAGAAGCCGCAAAUGUUCAGCGAGGAGAGCGAUAUCUUAAUGUCGAACCUGUGGUUGCAGCAGAGAGCCAAGAUGAAUCUUUACAAGAUUCCCAUCCCAAACACAUCACCUUGCAGCCACCAAAUGAUUCUCGGAAACGCGCGGUCGAAAAAUUCGCUUUCACACGGGUUUUUGAAGAAGAGUCAAAACAGCUCGAGGUUUUUGAGAGCACCGGAAUGGCUUCGCUGAUAGACGGGGUUCUACGUGAAGGUCGGGAUGGAUUGGUUGCGACUCUCGGAGUCACAGGCAGUGGAAAGAGUCACACUAUUCUUGGCUCCAAGAGCCAACGCGGGAUGACGCAAAUGUCUCUUGACGUUCUCUUUAGAUCUUUGUCAAGCACCAUCCGAUCUGCUGAUAACUUUGAGGACCCUUCUCUCCUUCCAUCGCUCAGCGCAACCGAUCCAUCCGAAGCUCAAAUUUUCUCUGCUAGAAAUUUCAUUGAUAGUAUUUAUGGAGAUCCUAGCGAACGCAGUCGAGCUUCCAGAGCUCAAACUCCCAUGUCAAGAGCCCAAACCCCGAUGCUGGACUCUUUCCAAACGCCUGUAAUUCCACGACGCCAUUUAAAUCAACGCCUAGCCGCUCUUCCAGGUACACCUGAUGUUUCGCAUUUAACAAAGCUAGUAGACCCAGACUCGGAACAUGUGGUGCUCGUAUCAAUGUAUGAAGUCUAUAACGACCGCAUCUUCGACCUUCUCUCUCCUUCACUCGUCCCUGGACCCGGAGGAGUUAUGACUCGCCAGGGUGGAAACAGCCAGAGAGAUAGGCGACGUCCAUUGCUUUUCAAAUCAACAGAGGCCUCACCUGACCGGAAGGUAGUCGCCGGACUUCGAAAGGUUGUGUGCAGUAGCUAUGAAGAAGCUAUGAUGGUCUUAGAAACAGGCCUUAAUGAGCGCCGUAUUGCCGGUACGGGAAGUAACAAUGUCAGCUCUCGAAGUCAUGGGUUUUUUUGCCUCGAAGUCAAGAAAAAGGUCAAAAGCCGUAGGUAUGGGGAAGUGACUUGGGCUGGCAAUACUUUGACUGUAGUCGAUCUUGCUGGUUCUGAGCGAGCACGGAACGCAAAGACUGCUGGUGCAACACUCGCUGAAGCCGGCAAGAUUAAUGAAAGUUUGAUGUAUCUGGGUCAAUGCCUGCAGAUGCAAAGCUACUUUCAAGAUGGAAAUAAGACGGUCGUCCCAUACAGACAAUGCAAGCUUACAGAGCUUCUAUUCUCUAACUCCUUCCCAUCUUCACACCUGACAUCUCACAAUCGCCAUCCCCAAAAGGCAAUCAUGAUCGUCACCGCCGAUCCUCUCGGGGAUUUCAAUGCUACAUCUCAGAUUCUCCGCUACUCGGCCUUAGCACGGGAGGUCACUGUUCCCCGCAUACCUUCCGUUACGAGCACUAUUCUGUCGAGCUCUUCUAUAUCAUCUCAAAGUCGUCCACAAACAUCUAACGGCCGUACAACCCCUUAUUCAGCUUCUACAGAAGAUCUUGAGGAAGCCGCUCGGGAAAUCGUCCGUAUCACGGACGACUGUGAGGUACUGAUUCUCAAGCUUGCAGAAGAGGAGAUUGCUCGCCAGGAAGCAGAACUGAAACUCAAGGCUUUCGAAGAGAAAUUCACAUUGAUCGAGCAAGAAAUCCGUGAGGAAUGCUGGGCCGAAAUGGAGGAGAGAAUGGAAGAGGAGCGAAAACGAUGGCAGACAGCGUGGGACCAGCAGAUUGGUCGGAACGAGGAACACCUGGAUAAGAAACUAGAACUUGUCUCACGCGAUAUCAAGAUCUAUGAAGAUCCCGAACCAACUCCCGAUGAACGUGUCGACGAAUUGGAACGCGAAAAUGAGUAUCUCUACAGCAAGAUUGCUGCACUCGAGCGCCAAAUCAACGCACAAUCCCCAACACACAAGCCCAAAGCUGGGUCAACAAUUCAUGAUACCAGUGAGCUAAGUCUACUCAGCAACGAAAGCAGUGACUUAGAAAACGCAUUCCAGAAAAUCGGUACAUUUAAACUUGCCGACCAGUAUCAUCACUCCACAGGCUCAACGAAAUUAACACCAAAGGCUGCCAAGGUUACUCCCACUGCAGCCAGCGCAAAAAAGCCACGACGAGUCACUGCAAGAAAGAGAGAUCUAGGACCCGAAGAGGAUUUGUAG